UAACUUCUGUCAAGUGCGCAUCAUGUAUCUUUGCGGCGUCGACAACCUUUGAACAAUGAUUCCCGACGAUGACGCGAAAAUCAACCACACUUUACUCGCAGGAUCCUUUCGGAGCUUCCUCGGUGCACCUUGUGCUAGCGGUGUAUCUUCUCCAACCCCUACAUUAUAUACCUGAUCCGAUAGCUUCGAGACCAUAAGAACAUGACCUAGUAACUUCGUGGUCAGACAACAAUGCCCUCCAAAAGACUUUCUGCCCUAGCUUUCGCUCUAUCUGCUGCUGUGUCUGUUCAUGGCCAGUCUCCAGAAUGGGGACAAUGUGGUGGAACAGGCUGGACAGGUCCUACAACCUGUGUGGCUGGUACUGUCUGCACGGAUUACAGUUCCAGCUACUCGCAAUGUGUCCCCUCUACAUCGACAGUGACCCCGACCAGCACCGCUCCAGUUUCGACUCCUAGCAUCUCCCCGAUCUCUGGUAACACACUGACAUUUACUGGUGUGAAUAUCGCUGGAUUCGACUUUGGCUGUGGGUCGGAUGGAACGUGCAACCCGACUGGUGCAUGGCCACCUUUGACGCAGUACUAUGGUAUGGAUGGUGCUGGCCAGAUGCAGCACUAUACUUCGACCGACGGCUACAACGUUUUUCGUCUUCCUGUUGGAUGGCAGUUCCUUACGAAUGGCGUCCUUGGUGGAGAUCUUGACGCCGAUAACCUCGCUGAAUACGACGCUCUCGUGCAGACGUGCUUGGCUACCGGCGCUUCGUGCAUCAUUGAUAUCCACAACUAUGCAAGGUGGAACGGGCUGAUCAUCGGGCAAGGUGGACCAACAAACGACCAGUUCGCCGCAGUAUGGACAUCUAUUGCUACCAAGUACGCGGAUGAGGAAAAGAUCAUAUUUGGAGUUAUGAAUGAGCCUCACGAUAUCCCCGAUAUCAACCUUUGGGCUGGUUCUGUUCAAGCUGCAGUUACCGCCAUUCGAAAUGCUGGUGCUACCAAACAGUUGAUUCUUCUUCCGGGCAACAACUGGACUUCGGCAGAAACCUUUGUUUCAAAUGGCUCUGGUCCUGCCCUCCUCACUGUUACAAAUCCUGAUGGUAGCACCACUGGUCUUAUCUUCGACGUCCACAAAUAUCUUGAUUUCGAUAACUCCGGAACAAACGAAGAAUGUGUUACCAACAACAUCGACUCUAGCUGGGCACCUCUAGCUACAUGGUUGCGGGAAAACGGCCGUCAGGCUUUCAAUACAGAGACCGGAGGAGGAAAUGUGGCAUCAUGUGUUGAAUACAUGUGUCAACAGAUUGCCUAUCAGGCUCAGAAUUCUGAUGUCUUCCUUGGUUAUGUCGGAUGGGCUGCAGGUAAUUUCGCCCCAACGUAUGUUUUGGGCGAGGCUCCCACACAAAGUGGGACGACCUGGACGGAUACUUUGUUGGUAUCGAGUUGUAUGGCCCCAAUCGCUGGUGCACAGUCCGGUUCCACUGGGGAGUAAACAGUAUAUAUUUUAUGCAGGAUA
Messenger RNA from Lentinula edodes (shiitake mushroom), 1506 nucleotides. Its product is annotated as endoglucanase. The record is from RefSeq and is a predicted model, not a curated record. Gene Ontology annotation, biological process: glucan catabolic process. The transcript is spliced from 11 exons. NCBI's taxonomy places the organism in Eukaryota, Fungi, Basidiomycota, Agaricomycetes, Agaricales, Omphalotaceae. Gene Ontology annotation, molecular function: hydrolase activity, hydrolyzing O-glycosyl compounds; cellulose binding. The coding region runs from base 232 to 1482 and encodes 416 amino acids. Gene Ontology annotation, cellular component: extracellular region.